AUGGAUGCCCAGAACAAGGAGGUUGAUGCCCUGGUCCAGAAGAUCACCAGCCUCCACACCGCCAUCGCCAAGCUGUCGUCCCUCAGCCCAUCACCCGACGUUGACGCGCUCUUCACCGACCUGGUCACCGCGUGCAUCCCCCCGAGCUCCAUGGACGUGACCAAGCUCGGGCCGGAGGUGCAGGAGAUGCGGGAGGGCAUCAUCCGCCUCUGCUCCGAGGCCGAGGGGAAGCUGGAGGCGCACUACUCCGACAUGUUGGCCGCCUUCGACAACCCGCUCGACCACCUCGGCAUGUUCCCCUACUACAGCAACUACAUCAACCUCAGCAAGUUGGAGUGCGAGCUCCAGGCGCGCUACGUGCCCGGAGGAAUCGCCCCGGCCCGCGUCGCGUUCAUCGGCUCCGGCCCGCUGUCGUUCAGCUCCUACGUCCUCGCCGCUCGCCGCCUGCCCGACGCCAUGUUCGACAACUACGACCUGUGUGGCGCGGCCAACGACCGUGCGAGCAAGCUGUUCCGCACGGACAAGGACGUGGGCGCCCGCAUGUCUUUCCACACCGCCGACGUCGCGGACCUCACCGGCGAGCUCACCGCGUACUACAUCGUCUUUCUGGGCGCGCUCGUGGGCAUGGCUGCCGAUGACAAGGCCAAGGUGAUCACGCACCUCGGCGCGCACAUGACGGACGGGGCGGCCCUCGUCGUGCGCAGUGCGCACGGGGCGUGUGGGUUCCUCUACCCGAUCGUCGACCCCCACGACAUCGGUCGAGGCGGGUUUGAGGUGCUGGUCGUGUAUCACCCUGACGAUGACGUGGUGAACUCCGUCAUCAUCGCACACAAGUCCAAGGACGUGCAUGCCAAUGAAUGUCACAACGGGCGUGGUGGACGGUGCGCGCGGGGCGCGGUGCCGGUCGUCAGCCCGCCGUGCAGGUUCGAUGAGAUGGUGGCGGACGUGACCCACAAGAGAGAGGAGUUCGCCAACGCGAAAGUGGCCUUCUGA
Molecule: messenger RNA, 993 nt
Organism: Hordeum vulgare subsp. vulgare (domesticated barley)
Lineage: Eukaryota; Viridiplantae; Streptophyta; Magnoliopsida; Poales; Poaceae
Product: probable nicotianamine synthase 6
Exons: 1
Coding region: 1-993 (330 amino acids)
Biological process (GO): nicotianamine biosynthetic process
Molecular function (GO): nicotianamine synthase activity
Source: RefSeq, a predicted model, not a curated record